Messenger RNA from Cyprinodon tularosa, 1700 nucleotides. It is a transcript of the gene cant1b, whose product is annotated as calcium activated nucleotidase 1b. NCBI's taxonomy places the organism in Eukaryota, Metazoa, Chordata, Actinopteri, Cyprinodontiformes, Cyprinodontidae. Gene Ontology annotation, biological process: proteoglycan biosynthetic process. The record is from RefSeq and is a predicted model, not a curated record. The coding region runs from base 298 to 1512 and encodes 404 amino acids. The transcript is spliced from 6 exons. Gene Ontology annotation, molecular function: GDP phosphatase activity; calcium ion binding; UDP phosphatase activity.
GCCUGUUCAGGGCAGAGGAUGGCGAAGGAAGGGUGAAUAGCUUAAAUUUUUUAAUGCAGUAGAACUAUUUCCUGUUUGGUCCUGUGGUGCAGAGGGGUGGAUCGUAUGGGACGGUUUAUUCAGUGUCGACAAUGAACUCUCUUUAUGCUCUGCCAAGUUUUCCCUGCAUGGCUUAAAGAGUCGACGGGAGUGAAUGUGUUCAAAAAGCAACUAAAGACGCACCGGGAGAAUCACUCAAUGCGGUCGUAGUUUUCAACCGCAGCCCACAACCGGCUCUGGGAUGAACACGGCACGUCCAUGAACUCCUUUGGUUUCGUUGUGCGAGGCCUCCCCCUGGCCUUGGCGUCCAUGACACAGGCUGCUGCCUGGGACCUGCGCUUUCAGCCAAGAUGGAGAGCAAUAUUUGUGACCAGCCUCCUGGCUUUAGUGCUCAUGUUAUAUCUGCACCGGACAGUAGGGAACACAAACACACCAAUCAAAGGUAGUUUUCUAACGCACAGAGGGGGAGAGUCGGAUGUAGGAUCUCAGAGACUUCUUGCUUGGCAUCUGAAGAGCGGAAAGCCCUACAAUGACACAUACCCGCUGAGUCCUCCGGAGAGGACGCAGCAUGGUAUUCGCUACCGUAUAGGAGUGAUCGCAGACCUGGACGUGGCAUCCCGAAGCUCCAAGGGUCAGACGUGGUUCAGCUACAUGAAGAGAGGCUAUGUGACCAUUUCAGAGAGUGCAGACAGAGUGGAGGUGGAGUGGGACGCUGACACAAUCACUUUAGAGAGCAGUCUGGCUGAGAAAGGACGAGGAAUGGAGCUGUCUGAGCUGGUGGCCUUUAAUGGUCACCUGUACAGUGUGGAUGACCGCACAGGUGUGGUGUACAGGAUUGAGGGAAGCAGAGCCGUUCCCUGGGUGAUUCUACCUGACGGCGAUGGCUCCGUCCCUAAAGGGUUCAAGGCAGAGUGGCUGGCAGUGAAGGAUGAGCACCUGUUUGUUGGAAGUCUGGGGAAGGAGUGGACUACGACAUCCGGGGAAUUCGUCAACAACAACCCGGAGUGGGUGAAAGUGAUCGACUACAGGGGCGGCGUGGAGCAUGAGAACUGGGUGCCUUAUUACAGCGCUCUGCGGAAAGCUGCAGGGAUCAAACCACCAGGUUACCUCAUCCAUGAAUCAGCAGCUUGGAGCGAACGUCUCCAGCGGUGGUUCUUUCUACCUCGCCGUGCCAGCCACGAGCGCUACGACGAGGCAGCUGACGAGCGUCGAGCCACCAACCUUCUCCUGUCCUGCCCUGCGGACUUCAGACACGUGACCCUGCGGCGCGUCGGGCCGUUAAACCCUACUCAUGGCUUCUCCUCAUUUAAAUUUGUUCCUGACACAGAUGACCAGGUCAUCCUGGCUCUGAAGUCAGAGGAGGAUGGCGGCAGGAUCGCCACAUACAUCAUUGCCUUUACACUAGAUGGGCAGCUUCUAAUGCCUGAGACCAAGAUUGGAGAUGUAAAGUAUGAAGGCCUGGAGUUCAUUUAAAAGUGCUCUUUAAUGAACAGAUUGUUUUAUCCAUUUGUGAAACGUUUUAUAUGGGAGAAGUCACAGGUGAAUGGUCAGACCUGCGCCAUAUUGGUGCUGCUAGAUGCUUUCGUUUUUAAGUCGAAGAGAAGAUACCGGAGUAGGGGCUACAACCAAAAAAGGCAAAACUCUACAUAAAUGAUACCAAA